This is a messenger RNA of Periophthalmus magnuspinnatus, 4570 nucleotides long. It is a transcript of the gene impg2a, whose product is annotated as interphotoreceptor matrix proteoglycan 2a. Gene Ontology annotation, molecular function: hyaluronic acid binding; heparin binding. The record is from RefSeq and is a predicted model, not a curated record. The coding region runs from base 1 to 3288 and encodes 1095 amino acids. The transcript is spliced from 21 exons. Lineage: Eukaryota; Metazoa; Chordata; Actinopteri; Gobiiformes; Gobiidae. Gene Ontology annotation, biological process: visual perception.
AUGUUCACCAUAUCCUGGAGAUGUGUUUUCAUCCCUGUUAUUAUAACGUCUGUAGUCUUGUCAGUGGAUUUAAAGACAGGUGCAGUGCUGGAGGGUUCUUCUAUGGGUUAUCCAGAAGUUGCCCAUGAUCAGGAGCUGGGCGUACGUCAGCAGAUAGUUCAUGUGUCUGAUGUCAAAGUAACCAAAGGAACCCACAUUGUGCGACGAAAACGCAGCAUCCUCUUCCCAAAUGGAGUCAAACUUUGUGCACAAGAAACCAUGCAGCAAGUUGUUGCGAAUCACCUCAAUUAUUUUAAUCUCAGAGUCUGUCAGGAGACCAUAUGGGAGGCAUUUAAAAUCUUCUGGGACCGACUCCCCGAGCAAGCGGAGUAUGAAAGCUGGAUGAAAAAAUGCCAGGAAGGUACCAUCACAGCGCAAGAUAUUGGCAACUACUUCAGCCUCUCAGAUGAACACCAAGCUCUGGUUAAAAAGAGGAUGGCACUAACAACUGUGAAAAGUGAGCCCACCAAGUCCUGGCAAACUAUGUGCAGCGCUCCAACCCCAGAGUCAAUGCAGCCUGCUCCUGUGCCAGAUAAGGACGCCAAAGAGGACAAGAUAGAAGAAGCUGCCGUUGUCCCUGAGCCAGAGGAGAAUUCACUGGCUAAUGACAUUGCCCUAGAGUCACCUACACCAGUCGUUCUGGAGCAGGUGGUGGAGCUGAGCAUUCUUCUGACCGGGGAGACCUUCAGCAAUGAGCUCAAUGACCCAGCUAGCCUCCUGUAUCAAACGCUCAGCCAGCAGCUUAUCGAAAAUAUUGAAGACGCUUUGGAGGGCCUACCUGAGUUUAGAAGUGUGUCUGUGAUUGACUUCAGGCUGGAUGGUGUGGUUGUGGACUAUGCAGUCACAGUUGUUGUGGAUGGAACUGGAGUGACCAGUGAACAGCUGGACUAUCUGACCUUGCAGUCCAAUCUGGUGGAGAGCUCCUAUGGCAUGGUGAAGGAGCUGCCCACAAUGGUGUACACCAUCAGUGAGGUCAAAAGCAUCGUGACAGAGGCCCUGCAGUUUGGAGAACUAGAGAGUGUGUCUGAGGUGCCAGAGUCUGCCAACACUGGAGACGGAGCUACGAUCAUAGAGUCAGUGGAAGUGGAACCUGCAGAUAUCGAAGGAGAGAAUUCCCCUCCUGAAGCAUUUGAAAUCAGCACCGUGGCUACAGGAAAUGAUGUCAUUGUUUUGGGGGAGAGUGCAGUGGGACCUCCUGAGGUUGUUCUGCCAACUGCUGCACCUGGGCCCAGUGGCGUAAUCGAAGAUAGUCUGUCAGUGGAAGACACUGUGCAGAUUCCCGAAGUCCAGAGCCCUCCAGCUCUCCCCCCUGAGGAGCUUGACGUCACUGACCUGUCUGAGCCCCCGCUGGAGGUCGAGGCUUCAGGCUCAGAAGCUGAAAAUCUGGAUGACCUGCUCAAGACUCCCACAAUAGAAGAAGUGCCUAUUGAGGAGAGCGCUCAGACUGUAGAAGUAAAUACUGAGGAUGAGGAAACGGGAGAAGUGAAUUCAGCAGAAGUAGUGCCAACAUUGGUGCAUGUCCCAGGUCUAGAAGAACAUAAUCUAGAAGAGAUAAUAGAAUCAGACAUUGAAGCUGAACUUGAACUCUCCCCAAUCACCACAGAAACCAUAGAUGAAGAGGGCCUGGCUUCUCUAGUUCCUGAUCCUGAGGUUGUUGAUCUAGGCGGUGAAACGACCCAGCCAGAGGAGACAGAAGUGGCUUUAUUGCCCGUCGAUGAACUCCCAGUAGAGGAUGUAGCGAUAGAAGUUUCCCCUGAAGAAGAGGAGGAGAACAUGAGUGUAGUGUCUGUUCCUGAUGAGGCUGUGAUUGAAGAGAGUGAAACAGCCAUAACAAAUGAAAAGACAGAGGAAACUUUAGAUGCAGUGGAGGACAUCCCUGAGGCGCCCAUGAUCUCUACAGAAGAUCUGACAGAGGAUGGGAUCAUACUGGUCAAUGUGGACUCUCCACAGCCAACGCCACUUUCUCCAGAAAAAGAGUCUCCUUUCACACGUAUCUCUGAUGUUAUCUCAGAUGUGCAACCUGACAUCAUCACUUCUACUGCGGAGAUUGAGACUGAUCUAGACCUGGAUGGAGACGAGGGCUUUGAAGUGAUUCAUUAUGGGGUAUUUAACCACACAGAGGAGGGCAGCACAGGGUUGCCAUUUGAUGGGAUAGAUCAUUCUAGCAUUGCCAUGCCUGCCAAUCCAGGCCGCGCUCUCAUGGUGUUCUUCAGCCUCCGGGUCACCAACAUGAUCUUCUCAGAGGACCUCUUCAACAAAAGUUCUGCAGAGUACAAAGCACUGGAGCAACGGUUCCUUGAACUGCUUGUACCUUACCUCCAGUCCAACCUGAGUAACUUUGAGAACUUGGAGAUCCUCAACUUCAGGAAUGGCAGCAUUGUUGUCAACAGUAGAAUGAAAUUUGGCAAGCCUGUCCCACGUGAGACAACCACCGUGGUCUAUUUAAUCCUGGAGGAUUUUUGUAACACAGCCUACCAGACCAUGAACCUGGCAAUAGAUAAAUACUCUCUGGAUGUGGAGUCAGGUGACCAGGCUGACCCCUGUAAGUUCCAGGCCUGUAAUGAGUAUGCAGAGUGCAAAGUCAACAAGUGGUCGGGCGAGGCAGAGUGUGUGUGUAAUGCAGGUUACUUCAGUGUGGAUGGACUGCCCUGUCAAAGUAUCUGUGAGCUUCAGACCGACUUCUGCCUCAACGAUGGCAAGUGUGACAUCAUCCCUGGCCAAGGAGCCAUCUGCAGGUGCCGUGUUGGAGAUAACUGGUGGUACCGAGGGGAGCACUGUGAGGAAUACGUCUCUGAGCCAUUGGUGGUUGGCAUCGCUAUAGCCUCUGUCGCGGGCUUCUUGCUCGUCGCCUCUGGUGUGAUUUUCUUUUUGGCCAGAACUUUACGAGACCAGUACGACAAGGAUGAGUCAGAGGACCCAAUACGUCAAGUGGAGAGUCUGCCCUCUAUGGAGAGAGCGACCAAGUACAACCCCAUGUAUGAGAGUGAAGCCACUACAGGAUACAGCCACUACUAUCGGCGGUACCCAGACGUCCCUUUGUACAGCAGCGCCAGUGCCGAGGCCUCCACAGACUUCAGCAGUGAAGAGAUACGGCACAUCUAUGAGAACAGUGAACUCACCAAGGAGGAAAUCCAAGAUAGGAUAAGGAUCAUUGAACUCUACGCCAAGGACCGUCAGUUUGCCGACUUUGUGAGGCAGCAUCAAGCUGUCAUUGAUACUCGGAGGGAAAGCUCCUCUGCCCAUACUUGAAAUCUGUCAACCAACUGAAGCCUGUUAAGUGAUGCUUCCUGCCAGGAUACCUCUGGAGCUUGGACUUCAGAAUCCCUCUCUUUCCUCUUCCUCUUUCCUCUGUGCCUUCAUUUGUCAGUGUGAGCUGUUUGUGACAACCAAAGAUACAUUUGCUGCUCAACUUCUGGACAACUCUUUUUGGAGAAAAUCUGGACCACAUCCUUCUACUUGAAUCAACAUCUAUGCAUUUAUACAUUUCAUGGUAUAACGUUCACACUCAGUAUAGUUUGUUCAAAACAUAAAGGACUUAAACCUGUAAAUAUUUGUACAUGAUAUUAGAAAGAUUUAUUUAGGACUGACAUCUUGUAUUUAUACUGUAUAGGCCUUUUUAAAGAGCAUUGUCAAGAAAUAUGGAGGCAAUGGUGCUACAUAACUUAAAUUUAUUGGAUUCAAAAAUAGAUCUGUAAAAUUAUGUAAAAGUCUAAAUAAUGAAAAUAGUGAAUCUUAGAUUAAAUUAGCAUUUAUGUUAAAGAGGUCAAAGACAGUCAUGUUGUAUAUGUGGAAAGUGAACAGCUGGUUUUCUAAUAGCAGGUUUUAUUUCUGCUUUCCUCAGGGCUCAUUUUAUCAUAAACAUUGUGUGUUUGUGAAUAUUGGUAGCCUUCAAAAGAGUGGAACAAAAGUAAGUGGCAAUGGCAGAAAGACACAGAGAGCAUGAACUGUCUGUAGCUCUGGGAUUUAGAAAUAAGUGAAAACACAUUUUAGUGGAAAAACACUUCAGGGCAAGCAGCUCAAAUCGUCUGCAUUCAGAUGCCAUAUGUAAUGCUGAAAACUGAAAGAAUUGAAACAAUGAUAAACAACUUUUGUGCCCGGGAAAAUCUGCCUGCUUGUCAAAACUUACAAGACCAAAAUACUUUGGCCUUUGAGGACUUGGCCAUGACAAUGCACUUCAACCUUGAGAAAUUGAUUGUUUCUCUUGUUAAUGUGAUGAGGUUCUCCCUUGACCUCCUCGAAGUGGACCCUCACAUCUGCAGCGCAUUAUUACAGCCUGUACUAUUGGGGUUGUUGGCAGCCAACAUAAUGGUUAGUUUUGGAAGGUAGAUAAUGUUUUAGCGCCUUGUUUACAUGACAUGCUUCUCUUAUGAUAUCUACACAAGGGGAGGCACUUAACAGUGUCAGGCCUUGUGCAGUGUGUGUUGUCUUUGUCCACUGUACUUUCACCCUUUCAUAAUCUUAACUAAACCAUGUAAAUAUGUGAGAGAGAACUAUGAUUUAAGGCUAUAAUUAUAUGUUUAAAAUACUUGCU